AUGGGGUCCAGCUCCUCUUCCUAUGCCCCAAAAACCAUAUAUCUGGACGUGGAUGGAAAGGUUCAGAAGGUGGUUUUCAGUCGGCAUUGUAGCCCAUGUGACAUCAAGGAGCUUCUUUGUUCCUCGUCCAACAUCCCCAGGAAUACUGCUAUCAUGAUGGUGGAUCUUGAAGGGGCUCUGGUGUCCAUAGACCCGACCAUGCCUACCAACUCUCCCAACUCCUUGUACAAAGUCAUUUCUUUGUCCACCGGUCAGCUAGGAGAGAAAGAAGACAUGUUUCAGAAUGUGUUAUCUCAGGUGGCAGAGCAGUUCAGUAGGGCUUUCCGGAUCAACGAGCUGAAAACUGAGGUGACCAACAGACUGGCCAUGUUGGAGAAAAGAGUUGAGUUGGAGGGACUGAAAGUUGUGGAGAUUGAGAAGUGCAAAAAUGACCUAAAGAAACUACGAGAUGAGAUGACAUCCAGAGGAGGAGGGAGAGUUGGGAACUGUCCCUGCAAAUACAACUUCUCAGACGACGGGAAGAAACUUAAUCCCAGACGUGACGUCCCAAGUUAUCCAAAGUACACCUUAUCCCAGGAGACUAUUGAAGCACUGAAGAAGCCAACAUUUGAUGUCUGGCAUUGGGAACACAAUGAGAUGCUGAGCUGCUUGGAGUACAUGUACCAUGACUUGGGACUGGUGAAGGAAUUCAACAUGAACCCCAUCACUCUCAAACGUUGGCUGCUGGGCAUUCAGGAGAACUAUCGCAGCAACCCGUUCCACAACUUCCGCCACUGCUUCUGUGUCAGUCAGAUGAUGUAUGGGAUGAUUAACCUGUGUAACCUGCCGGAGAAGAUGACUCUGACGGACAUGGGCAUUCUCAUGACAGCUGCAGUGUGCCACGACCUGGACCACCCCGGCUACAACAACACGUAUCAGAUCAAUGCUCGCACAGAGCUGGCCGUGCGUUACAACGAUAUAUCUCCCCUGGAGAACCAUCACUGCGCCGUGGCCUUCCAGAUCCUCUCGCUGCCCGAGUGCAACAUAUUCGCCAACGUCGAGUUGGAGGCCUACAAGCAGAUCAGACAGGCCAUCAUUACCCUGAUCUUGGCCACAGACAUGGCCCGGCAUGGAGAAAUCUUAGACUCCUUCAAACAUAAAGUGGACAGCUUUGACUUCACCAACGAGGAGCAUGUCACAUGCCUGAAGAUGGUUCUGAUCAAAUGCUGUGACAUCUCCAACGAGGUCCGGCCAACCGAGGUGGCCGAACCCUGGGUGGACUGUCUGUUGGAGGAGUACUUCAUGCAGAGUGACAGGGAGAAGACUGAAGGGCUGCCUGUGGCUCCGUUUAUGGACAGAGACAAGGUGACCAAGCCCACUGCCCAGAUCGGAUUCAUCAAGUUUGUCCUCAUCCCGAUGUUUGAGACAGUCCUGAAGCUCUUCCCCCAGAUUGAGGAGAUCAUGGUGCAGCCUCUGAGAGACUCUAGAGACCACUACGAGGAGCUGAAGCAGAUCGAUGACGCCAUGACAGAGGUAUGA
Salvelinus namaycush (lake trout) is the source of this 1518-nucleotide messenger RNA. RefSeq names its product high affinity cGMP-specific 3',5'-cyclic phosphodiesterase 9A-like. Gene Ontology annotation, biological process: cGMP catabolic process. The transcript is spliced from 17 exons. The coding region runs from base 1 to 1518 and encodes 505 amino acids. Lineage: Eukaryota; Metazoa; Chordata; Actinopteri; Salmoniformes; Salmonidae. The record is from RefSeq and is a predicted model, not a curated record. Gene Ontology annotation, molecular function: 3',5'-cyclic-GMP phosphodiesterase activity.